Beta vulgaris subsp. vulgaris (sugar beet) is the source of this 1321-nucleotide messenger RNA. RefSeq names its product anamorsin homolog. Lineage: Eukaryota; Viridiplantae; Streptophyta; Magnoliopsida; Caryophyllales; Amaranthaceae. Gene Ontology annotation, cellular component: cytoplasm. Bases 270 to 1076 code for a protein of 268 amino acids. The record is from RefSeq and is a predicted model, not a curated record. Gene Ontology annotation, biological process: iron-sulfur cluster assembly. The transcript has 9 exons. Gene Ontology annotation, molecular function: iron-sulfur cluster binding; S-adenosylmethionine-dependent methyltransferase activity.
UUUUUUUUUCCUAAGCCUCCUCAUUUCUUUUCCCCAACAACCCAGCCAACAUUUUUCGUUUUUCUCCCAAAGCCAAAACCCUAACUAGUAACUCCCUAGUCCCUAGCAACGAGCCAAAGCCAGAUCUGACCAUCGACGGCCCACGGCCAGUCGGCCACCGUGACGGCGUGACACCGUCUCUUUCGUCUUCCCCACCGCGCCGGCGAACCAGCCGGCAGCAAGCCAGCAACCUUCCCGAAUUCCGGCCGUUUGAAAAUUGAAAGGAAAUUAUGGCGAUAUUGGCGCUUACCGAUGACAGAAUCUUGCCCCUUAAUAUUGUAUCCAGUUCGAUGAAGGAGAUUAAGCUUGAACAAGCAGCGUUGGAUAAUGCUUUGAUCAUCACUCUGGCUUCGAGUUCGAGUCCUCUGCCUUUGGACUCGUCGUCCAUGGAUACUGUUAUUGGUGUCUCUAAAGCACGCGAUUUCCCUGCUGCGUCACUGCUUGCUGAAAUGUUUAGAGUUUUGAAGCCAGAUGGAAGAAUUCUUAUUCAUUUGACUGAACUUACUGCCGAUCUACCCUCAGACAAUAUUCUUUCUUCUCUGGAACGGAAGAUACUUGUAGCUGGGUUCUUGGAACCAGAAGCUAUUGAGCAGCAACCAGAUGCUUUUUCAGGAGUUCAAUCUAUACAAGUUAAAGCCAGGAAGCCAUCUUGGAAAAUUGGAUCCUCCUUUUCCCUCAAAGCAUCAAAAGGUUUACCGAAGGUUCAAAUGAAUGAUGAUAUGGAUCUGAUUGAUGAGGACACUCUAUUAACCGAGGAAGACCUGAAGAAACCACAACUGCCUACUGUUGGGGAUUGUGAAGUUGGAAGCACAAGAAAAGCCUGCAAGAACUGUUCAUGUGGAAGGGCAGAAGAGGAGCAGAAGGUUGAAAAACUAGGGUUGACAAUGGACCAACUGGAUAAUCCUCAGUCCGCAUGUGGCAGUUGUGGACUAGGGGAUGCUUUUAGGUGCAGCACAUGCCCAUAUAAAGGUCUUCCUGCAUUUAAGCUUGGGGAGAAGGUUUCUUUGCCGGGUAAUUUCCUUGCUGCAGAUAUAUAGACAGAGAGCAGGUUCCAGUUCAGCUGUAUUUUUGAGGGCACCAUGUUUGUUUCUUUUGGGUGUUAGAAAGAAUAUAGAUUGUGCAUUUUGCAUCGGCUAGAAUGUAAUUAAGUUUUCCAGGAAAAGAUGUAUUCUUUUUCCUGAUAUAGUGAUUGUUAUACAAUCUGUGAACUUGUUGAACUGAAAGAAUGGUAACAGUUUCAUGCCAAUCAACAUUCGUCUAUGAUGAAAGAGCUUUAUCUACA